UUCAUUUAUUUAUAUAUUCAUUUAUUUUUUUAGGCAGACAACAUUCUAGUAAGGAAUUCAUUUUUAUGUAAAAUCAACCUAUUGGUUUUCUUGUCUUUAACAUAUUAUCUCUUUUCCAGUGUUGCUAUUCUAUUAAAGUCAGUUUCAGGGGGACAGAACAAACUCACCAGAGCCCAGCUGUUUAUCCAUGAAGAGUGACCGGUCUAUGCCAGAACCAUUACAUUUUCAGGGAAGACACGCAUCAACUGAUCUAAGUCAGUUUCAGGGGGACAGAUCAAACUCACCAGAGCCCAGCUGUUUAUCCAUGAAGAGUGACCAGUCUAUGCCAGAACCAUUACAUUUUCAGGGAAGACACACAUCAACUGAUCUAAGUGUAAAGUCUGUGGACACUCCAGGAACAUUUACAGGAAAACACACAUCAUCUAAUCUGAGUUGUGACUCUCCACUGGACCAAAAGGGAUUCAAAUCAAAUCUGCUCAAGAAGUUUCAGUGUCUGUAUGAAGGAACAGCAAAGCAGGGAAACCCAACACUCCUGAAUGAGAUCUACACAGAGCUCUACAUCACAGAGAGUGAAAGUGGAGAGAUCAAUAAUGAGCAUGAGGUGAGACAGAUUGAGACACAAUCCAGGAGAGCAGCAACAGAGGACACAUCGAUCAAAUGCAAUGACAUUUUUAGACCUUUACCUGGACAAGACAAAGCCAUCAGAACUGUGCUGACAAAGGGAGUCGCUGGCAUUGGAAAAACAGUCUCUGUGCAGAAGUUCAUUGUGGACUGGGCUGAAGGGAAAGAGAAUCAGGACAUCCAGCUCAUAUUUCCACUUCCUUUCAGAGAGCUCAACUUGAUGAAGGACAAAAAACUCAGUCUUUCAGAUAUACUUCAUAUCUUUUUAUCUGAAACAAAAGAAAUGGAAAUAUCCAGAGAUGAAUAUAAAGUGUUGUUUAUCUUUGAUGGUCUGGAUGAGUGUCGUCUGUCUCUGGAUUUUCAGAGCAAUGUGAGGUUGUGUGAUGUUAGUGAAUCAGCCUCAGUGGACGUGCUACUGACAAACCUCAUUGUGGGGAAUCUGCUUCCCUCUGCUCUCAUCUGGAUCACCUCCAGACCAGCAGCAGCUGAUCUCAUUCCCUCUGAGUGUGUCCAUCGAGUGACAGAGGUACGAGGCUUCAAUGAUCCACAGAAGGAGGAAUACUUCAGUAAGAGAAUCAGUGAUCAGGGUCUGGCCAAUACAGUCAUCACACACCUGAAGUCAUCAAGGAGCCUCCACAUCAUGUGCCACAUCCCAGUGUUCUGCUGGAUCUCAGCCACUGUUCUAGAGAAGAUGUUGAGUGAAGCAGAGAGUGGAGAGAUUCCCAAGACUCUCACUCAAAUGUACACACACUUCCUGAUCAUUCAGACCAACAUCAAACAUGACAAGGACUAUGAGAAGAAAGUCAAAGAUGAAAAUAUGAUUCUCAAACUGGGGAAACUGGCUUUCCAGCAGCUUGUGAAAGGCAACCUGAUCUUCUAUGAGGAAGACCUGAGAGAGUGUGGCAUUGAUGUGACAGAAGCAUCAGUGUACUCAGGAUUGUGCACUCAGAUCUUCAGAGAGGAGUUUGGCUUGUAUCAGGGGAAAGUCUUCUGCUUUGUUCAUCUGAGCAUCCAGGAACAUCUAGCAGCUCUAUAUGCACACCUCUCAUUUACAAACAACUACAUUAAUGUAUUUGACCAAACCAAGCAAGGUCUGUUUUCUAAACUUUUUAACCAGAAGAAAUAUGUUUCACUAUUUGAGCUCCAUCAGAGUGCUGUGGAUGAAGCUUUGCAAAGUAAAAAUGGACAUCUGGAUCUUUUCCUGCAUUUUCUUCUGAGUCUCUUGUUGGAGUCCAAUCAGACUCUCUUACAAGAACUACUAACACAGACAGGAAGCUGCUCCUACAACAAAGAUGAAACAGUUGAAUACAUCAAACAGAAGAUCAGGAAGAAUCACUCUCUAGAGAGAUCCAUCAAUCUAUUCCACUGUCUGAAUGAACUGGGUGAUGAUUCACUGAUGCAGGAGAUCCAAGAUUAUCUGAAAUCUGGACAAAUAGGAGAAAUCAAACUCUCCUCUUCACAGUGGUCAGCUCUGGUUUAUGUUUUGCUGACAUCAGAGCAGAAGAUAGAUGUUUUUUAUCUAAAGCAGUUUAUUGGAGCCCAAAAUAAAGCAGAUGAAGUUCUUCAGAAGCUGCUGCCUGUGGUUAAAAAUUCCAGAUCAGUUCAGUUGAGUGAUUGUGGUGUCACAGAUGAAGGUUGUGCUGCUCUGGCUUCAGCUCUGAGAUCAAACCCCUCACACCUGAGACAACUGAAUCUGUCUGUAAAUGAACUAGGAGCAUCAGGAGUGAGUCUGCUCUCUGAUCUACUGAAGGAUCCUCACUGUGAACUUAAAACACUGUGGUUGGAUUGGUGUGGUGUCACAGAUGAAGGUUGUGCUGCUCUGGCUUCAGCUCUGAGAUCAAACCCCUCACACCUGAAAAAACUGCAUCUGUCUGGAAAUAAUCUAGGAGACUCAGGAGUCAGUCUGCUCUCUGAUGGACUGAAGGAUUCUCACUGUAAACUGGAAACACUGUGGUUGGGUAAGUGUGGAGUCACAGAUGAAGGUUGUGCUGCUCUGGCUUCAGCUCUGAGAUCAAACCCCUCAGACCUGAGAGAACUGAAUCUGUCUCAAAAUAAACUAGGAACAUCAGGGGUGAAACUGCUCUCUGCUGGACUUAAGGAUCCUCAUUGUAAACUGGACAUACUGUGGUUGAUUGAUUGUGAUGUCACAGAUGAAGGUUGUGCUGCUCUGGCUUCAGCUCUGAGAUCAAACCCCUCACACCUGAGAGAACUGAAUCUGUCUAAAAAUAUGCUAGGAGUGUCAGGAGUGGAGCUGCUCUCCAAUGGACUGAAGGAUCCUCACUGUAAACUGGAAAAACUGGGGUUGUGGGCUUGUGGUGUCACAGAUGAAGGUUGUGCUGCUCUGGCUUCAGCACUGAAAUCAAACCCCUCACACCUGAGAGAUCUGGAUCUGUCUUGGAAUAAACUACGAGACUCAGGAGUGAAUCUGCUCUCUGAUCUACUGAAGUAUCCUAAUUGUAAAGUGAAAACACUGGGGUUGAGUGGUUGUGGAGUCACAGAUGAAGGUUGUGCUGUUCUGGCUUCAGCUCUGAGAUCAAACCCCUCACACCUGAGAGAACUGGAUCUGUCUAGAAAUGGACUAAGUGUCUCAAAUGUGAAGCUGCUAUCUCGACUGAAGGAUGAUCCACAUUUUAAACUGGAGAUACUUAAGUUUUAGAUGUUAGUCUGACCUUCUCUGGAUCAGCUGAUGGUGAAUACAGAUCCACUACAGACAGACAUCACAUUCAAAAGGCAUAAACCCACAGUGAUAAUCACACAUGCAUUUGUUUCAGUAACUUUACAGAAUGAUCCAAUCAUUUAUCCACAGUUAGAAAAUGAAACCCUUUGUUUCUUCUGACAUUUGUACUGGUGCCAAAUUUUGCAUAAUAAUAUUGCCAGUUGUUUGUGACAAUAUUUGUGACAAUCUUCUUUUCAGUUCUCAUUAAAAAAUAAAUGCCUUUUAGUGA
Molecule: messenger RNA, 3566 nt
Organism: Labeo rohita (rohu)
Lineage: Eukaryota; Metazoa; Chordata; Actinopteri; Cypriniformes; Cyprinidae
Product: NACHT, LRR and PYD domains-containing protein 3
Exons: 12
Coding region: 188-3277 (1029 amino acids)
Molecular function (GO): protein binding
Source: RefSeq, a predicted model, not a curated record